CGGACACGUUUUAUUGUAUUAUUUCAUCACAACAUAAUGCUAGCUAUCCGUUACAAAUUGCAAGACUAGUAUCGUAUAGUGGAGCACUAACAAUCAAUAAAGACAAUGGACAAACGUGAUGUUUGAGAGCUCAACGGAGCAACGCUGAAAUUUUGGGCAAAGGAAUACUUUGAAACACCGGAACAUUUGAAACAAUUGUUUGUUUCAUUUAUUAUGUCUGGUUCGAAGCGGUGGAAACGGACCUCAAGUAUCGUGAUGUCGGGUCCAUCGAUCGCAUGGAGCAACGUCGAUUUCACUCUUAAAGAAUUUGUACAGAAAAACACGUUACCACAGGCGGUUCGAGUCAAGAAAGACGCCAGUAAAUCGAUUGCUUUCAAAAGCAGCGUCGACUUGAUACUUCACGAAUCCAAAACAAUAAAGAAAGUCGAAGCAUGUGUCGUAUCCGAAGGAAAGACGUUCGUCCUUCCCUAUGACUGCCCGGCGAAGGUAUUCCAGCUUACAAAAGCGGAUGAAUACGAGAGUUUAGGUGAGCUACGCAAGGUGUUGCCAACAUGUCGAUUUAUUUUUGUGACAAGCGAGCCAAAGGAUCAACAACUAGCGGACAUUGAACGUGGGGAGGUAUUGACCAUUGUGUUUAAAAGAAACAUUAGCGGUUCUGAUGUCUUUACUUGCACUCGUAAGAAAUCCGGCGAGAAGAUUGAAAUUAAAGCAAGUGCGAAAGGAGGUUUUGCUGCUAUGGGUACCACAGCUGAGCGAAAAAUAAACGACUUCGUCCGUCAAUAUUCGACGUUUCCUGUGGCAAUUGGCCUGACAGAGUCGACCCUGACAAAUAAGGCAUUUAGUGCACUUAACGAUGUUAUAUCGCAGUCAAAAAGUGGAUUAAUACAUCUAAAAAGAUGUUUUGCAGUUGAUACAGUUAUUGGUUCUAGUCUUGGUAAAAAGAAGACUGUUUAUGCCAUUCCCAAAGCGCUGGAAAUUACGGUAACCGCUUCAAAAGCUUUGUUGCAAUCAGACAGCGAGCAUACGGACUUUUGCAGGAAGUUACAUGAAGAUGUGGAUCAGGCAUCAGUCACAACUCGUUUGAAUCUGGCCGUGUCCUUUUCAAAGGUUGAAAAUGAAGUACUACAAUGGGUCUACGGAGACGAUAGUGCCUACGAUGAAGUGGUGCCUCUUGCAACGGGGAAAGGUAAAAAUUCGAAGGUGAACGGCGAGUUACCAAAGCGUGACGGGGGUGUUAGGGAGCAAGUACGACAAAUCAGUGGCUCUGACUUAAAUAGCAAAGAAUCGAAAGAAAAGAUCAAGGAGAAAGAAUCGAAAGAAAAGAUCAAGGAAAAGGAACCGAAAGAAAAAGAAAAGCCAAAGGAUAAAGAACCAAAAGAGAAAGCGACUAAAGAAAAGAAGGAUAAAAAGACGAAAGAGGCUAAACAAGAGAAGCCUAAGGUUGAAAAAUCCAAAUCCAACGAGAAGCAAAAGGACGAGGGUCGUAAAGUGUCAUCAAGUAAGGAAGAACCAGUUGAAGAUCCGGUAGAAGAUGACGCUGGUUACCUUGUUCCUGCUGAGCUGUUGAGAGCGCAAAGACAAGCCUCAGAAGAGGAAAAUAAGGCUGGUCAAAGCAAAGAAAGAAGCUCGAUUGGGGUCCAGUUGGGCCGUUUUAUGGACAAGGUGAAAGGCAAAAAAGAUGGAAAGAAAACUGACCGUCCAGUGAGCAAUAUUGAGAUCGUACAUGAAACUCAUGGGGAGCCAAUCAAGAAGAGCGCUACCAUGCCCGCAAACAGUAACAUUAAGAAACCUGAUCUUAAGAAGAAAGCUACAACAAUGAGCGCAGAUCAACUGAAUAAAGAUGAUACGGAUGACACAACAGAUGGUCCUGCCGCAAGUUCAAAGGAGAAGGAAGGGAAGAAACGGGAUAAAGGAGUGUUUGGAACGGCUGGAAGGAAAGCUGGGGCUAAACUUCGUCAUAAAUUAGCCAGAAAUAAAGCGGGCGAUGAAGACGAUAAUUCGAAAUCAACUUCACCAACAUCAUCUUUACCAACACCGCCAAAAGAUGAAGAAAUAGAUGAGCAAGACAUGUAUGUCACACCGGUCGACAACCAGCUUAGCAACUCCGCGUCAACGUCGAUUGCUGACCGACAGCUUCCCUCCAUCCCUCCGGAAGAGCUUCGUAAGCCGAGUACGAUUUCGGUUCCAGAUAUUCCGUACGACGACGAAGAUCUUUACGACGAAAUUGAACCGAAGAAAAGCUUCAAAAUUCCCAAAGAUCUUUCAAAACUCAGCACGAGCGAUAUGUCUGAAGUUCUGCGUGCUCUAAAUAUGGCCGAACAUGUGCCGAAAUUUAGAAACGAACAAAUUGACGGCGAAAUAUUUAAAUCUUUAGACGAAAAAACACUUGGAGCACUCGGAGUAAUAGACCCCGUGCAAAGAUUAAAGGUGAAGAAAUUAUUGAAGGGCUGGCGACCUAAGUGAUGAUGAGAUAACUCGUUAGUUUUGCAAUAUUCACCAUAAUAUGAUUGUAGGAAAAUACUGUUUCAAUAAUCGGAUGUAAUUUACGCACACGAUCUAAGUAAUCUAUAAACAACAACCGCACGAUAUGCCAGGCUGCUUUCCGAGGGGAAAUUCAAGAGCGUCGUAUACUGCUAACCAGGAUUUGUAUCAACAUUUGUGAGAAAGAAAAAGUGCUCAAAAUCGCGUUUGAAAGAUCAAGAAGAAAAAUAUGGACUCUCGAUAUGAGGCAGACCUUUUACUCAACCCAGCCAUCAGCAGAAGGGGCAAAUCAUGCAUUCUAGACUAGCGAUAUGAAUUAACAAUAGAAGUUAAAUUAUUUUAGGUUAAUAAUAAUAUAAGAGGCGAGAGGAUUCGUAGUCACGUAAUUUGUAAGCAAAUAGAAUCGGGCUUUGUUGCCCUUACACACAAGUCAUACAAAAACGAAGGAUUGCUUUACUUUGAAAGGCGGCAGAAAAACUAUAAAGUUUCUUUUGACUAAUCAUGCGUUUUGUCCUGUUUUUAAAUCCUAGUGCGCCUGUAUUUGAAGCUAUGCAGCUCGUGUUUAAAUUGCUUUUCCUAUGAAUAAUCAUGCAGCUGGUAACAUACAAAAAAUAACUUGUCCUUAGAUUAACUUUAUUGCAUACCUUUGUCUCUACAGUAUGAUCAGCAUUUUUAGAUAAUUAAGCAAGCCUGUAUAUUUUCAUCAUAACUUAGAAAAUACGUUGGAAAUUCACUUUGUAAAAUUCUGUAAUAAAUCUUUGCCUUGUGUCACCGUCAACUGCUUUAUAGAA
Molecule: messenger RNA, 3272 nt
Organism: Dendronephthya gigantea
Lineage: Eukaryota; Metazoa; Cnidaria; Anthozoa; Malacalcyonacea; Nephtheidae
Exons: 7
Coding region: 214-2463 (749 amino acids)
Molecular function (GO): protein binding
Source: RefSeq, a predicted model, not a curated record